This is a messenger RNA of Anopheles nili, 1458 nucleotides long. RefSeq lists its product as uncharacterized. Gene Ontology annotation, cellular component: extracellular matrix. The coding region runs from base 1 to 1386 and encodes 461 amino acids. The transcript has 3 exons. NCBI's taxonomy places the organism in Eukaryota, Metazoa, Arthropoda, Insecta, Diptera, Culicidae. The record is from RefSeq and is a predicted model, not a curated record.
AUGUCGCUGGUCAACAACAGCUCUAUCACGCCGUCUUUUACCCUUCUGUCUUGGCAGCUCACGCUGGUGGUCACGUUGGCCCUCCUAGGGCCUGCCGUAUGCCAAGCCGUUGCAGUUGAAUCUCCCGAGCCAGCGUCUCUACUGCGACCCCGGGACGUCAAUCCACACCCGUACCGGAACGCAUACGAGGGCAUCGCCAUCUUCGACCGGAACCUCAUUACCAACAGUAAAAAAUUCUCUCAAAAUCUGCUCAAUCAAGGUCCGAUCCAGUUCCCACGGCUGAGAGAAGGAAGUUCCGUCAAUGCGCUGCCCUACCCGUACGAGACGCUCGCCCUCAAGGAGCGGCACCAGAAGAUGGUGAGAUUUUCCGGUGCUGACAGCCACACGGUGAAACCGGCCUAUCAGGCGUUGGCCAAGCAUGCUGCGCGGGUGCUUGGAAAGAGCUACGUCGUGGAUGAUAUCGAUAGUUACAACGAAGCCUCGACGAACGUGAAGAAGAACUACGUCUUCUCAUAUGCGGUUAAGGAUUCGGCGUCUGGGGACGACUUUUCACACACCCAACAGCAACAGACGGAUGGUGCCGUAAAGGGCAGUUACAAGGUGCACCUGCCGGAUGGUCGAAUGCAGAUCGUCAAGUAUGUGGCCGAUAACAAUGGCUACCGGGCGGAUGUAACGUACGAAAACGAACCAUCGGGUAGCAGUGCACCGGCACCACAACCUGAGCCGGUUGCUCAAGUCGCUUCUGGACCAUCUGGCCCAGUGGCAUAUGAGCAGUACUACGCGAGAGCUCCUGUCCAUCUUGCCCAGGUUCGCCCGGCUCGACUGUAUUAUGCCGCACCCAAUCCUACCCAAAUUCCUGCACCUUUCUAUCCGACCCAACUACGUCCUAGUGACGUCAAGAUCCACAGCUACAACACGGCCCCACAUGCCGGAGCAGUAGUUGCCUCAACGACACCACAGACUUCACCGGCAGAAGGUGCAUAUGUAGCUGCGUUCCAGCCACCUGCCAACUUGGCCUACAUUGCAACCCCAUCUUCGGGUGCGAGUUCCGGAGGAAUUGCAGUACCUGUAACAGCUAUUCCACUGGCGGCGUAUCGCGAUAUUAAUGUGCCACCUCCGCCUCCUGUACAACCAAUUGGGGUGGCUUUUGCUUCGGCCGGUCGGCGUACCACGGUGUACGCCGAACCUGCGCGAGUUCUGUCUCAAGGAUCACCGGUGCUACAGCAGGCGGUCUAUCAGCAACAGCCAGUUCAAUCGCAGGACUAUGAAUACGUGCAGAUUCCGGCCGACAAUCGGGUGUACAGAAGGGACACAGAUCGCAGCACGGAGGUGCUUCCCAGUGGUUCCACGCGGAAGGCGCGAAGUCAGCCGAAAAAAGCGAUGUGAAAUCCACGUGGGGAACGCAUUAUUUUCUGUUUUAUCCUGUACAACAAAUAGCUAAAUAUUCGAAAUAAAAUU